This is a messenger RNA of Mangifera indica (mango), 1915 nucleotides long. Its product is annotated as probable glycosyltransferase At5g03795. The transcript is spliced from 4 exons. Lineage: Eukaryota; Viridiplantae; Streptophyta; Magnoliopsida; Sapindales; Anacardiaceae. The record is from RefSeq and is a predicted model, not a curated record. Bases 277 to 1776 code for a protein of 499 amino acids. Gene Ontology annotation, molecular function: glycosyltransferase activity.
UCCAAUCAAGCAAUGAAUCCACUUCUAUUCGGUUGAGUGACUUGAAUCGUCAUGCAUUUAUUACUUAGUUUUUUUCUUUGAAUAUUUAAUGGAGGAAGUUUUAUUUUACCCAAUCUUUGUUUUCCUGUUUUAUUAGGAUAUGUUCUUCUAGAGUUACUAGGAAAAAAAGGAAAAAUCUUGUGUAAAAGAUUUGUCCAAUGACUUAUCCGAAAAAAAUUUGAAAUUUUCCACUGUGGAUUCGGCGUUUAGAGUUAGAAAGUGAUAGUAUUACUGGUCAUGAUGAGCCAAGAGCCGAAAUCCUCUCCAUCAUGCUUCUGGUCUUCUUCAUCGUUCCUUGUUUUGUUAGCUGUGAUUCUACCUUUGACUGUGAUCUCAGUUCUUGUUUUUAUACUGACUCCUGCUCACUACUUUUCUUGGUCUCCAACGUCCUCUCCUUUCACCUGGAGACAUGGCUUCCCAGGUUCUUAUUCUUUUGCUUCUUCUUCAUUGGUAGACUCUGCGACUCCUUCCAAUGUUUUCAUCACAAACGAAACCAUUCAACUGGGAGAAGAUCAAAACACACUAAAGCACAACCAGUCUGUUCAUCAUGUUGGUCGGAGAUACACUAACUUGAUGAAGAUUGAAGCAAGUUUGGCCAGGGCCAGGUCGUCCAUAAGAAAAGCUGCUUUAAUGGGGAACUUGACAUCAACCCUUCAAGACCCAGACUUUGUACCUAAAGGCCCAAUAUACAGAAACGCUAAUGCCUUUUACAGGAGUUAUCUAGAGAUGGAGAAGCUUUUCAGGAUUUAUGUAUACGAAGAAGGCGAGCCCCCAAUGGUUCACUAUGGUCCAUGCAAGAACAUAUAUACUACGGAAGGAAGGUUCAUUUAUGAAAUUGAAAAAGACAACAUUUUUAAAACUAAAGAUCCCGAUAAGGCGACGGUUUAUUUUCUUCCGUUUACUAUUGUAAUGAUGGUUGAGUACCUGUUUGUGCCUGGAGCCCAUGACAUAAAUGGCAUUCGUCGCUCUGUUGCCGACUACAUCAAUGUCAUUUCUACUAAACAUCCCUUCUGGAAUCGAAGCCUUGGUGCUGAUCAUUUGAUGUUAUCUUGCCAUGAUUGGGGGCCAAUAGCAUCAGCAUCAGUUCCCGAGUUAUACAACAAGUCCAUUAGAGUUUUGUGCAAUGCCAACACAUCUGAAGGCUUUAAUCCAUCCAAAGAUGCCACACUUCCAGAAAUCAACCUCCAGACAGGGGAAAUCACUGGACUUAUCGGCGGGCCCUCCCCGUCACGCCGCUCCCUUCUUGCAUUUUUCUCCGGCCGGCUACAUGGCCACAUUAGACACCUACUUCUAGAGCAGUGGAAAAACAAAGACCACGAUGUCCAAGUUUAUGACAAACUCCCAGAGGGUGUAUCAUAUUACUCCAUGUUGAGAAAAAGUAAAUUUUGCCUGUGCCCAAGUGGGUUUGAAGUUGCGAGUCCCAGAGUUGUGGAAUCCAUCUAUGCUGAAUGCGUUCCAGUGUUGAUUUCAGAAAGCUAUGUGCCUCCAUUCAGUGAUGUGUUGAAUUGGAAAUCAUUUUCUGUGCAAAUAGCUGUAAAGGAUAUACCCAAUAUAAAAAAUAUACUCAUGGGCAUAUCUCAAAGCCAAUAUCUGAGAAUGCAAAGAAGAGUUAAACAAGUACAGAGGCAUUUUGUGAUCAAUGAUACUCCCAAGAGAUUUGAUGUUUUCCACAUGACUCUUCACUCCAUUUGGCUCAGAAGAUUGAACAUUCAAAUCAAGGAUUUCCAUCAAUCUUGAUUAUUUUAAUGGAAUAAAAAAUUAUUUUGGGCAAAGUGAUUCAUGAUGUAUUCAAAAGAAGAAAAACAUUUGGCUUUAAAUUCUUUUGGUGCAGUAGAAUAAUUUUGUAAAGAGUUAAAAAUGUUGUAUUCUUUAAACA